AACUAAAAAUCGUGAUCCCGCAGUUGGUCUUGAAAGAAUGCAAUACACGGACGUAUCGUGACCGUACAUACGAGGUCGAAUUGUUCUGUAGCGAUUCCGCUUGUACCGAUACUUGUAUGCUAACAGUUUCGAAUCUUCAUUUAUAGUAACGGGUACGCGUAUCAUUGAAAAACAACAAAAUCUAUACGGAAAUAUACGUGACAGUAAUGACAGUGCCAAUUACACAGUCGUGGCUUCGCUACGUUUAGAAAAUCGCUAAAGCAUUAAAAUCGACAAGAAAAGUGCGUAUACGUGAGUGAAUAGAGUGUCUCACCCUGAUCUCCGCGCCCUUCUGAAUCGUUGACAGUAGUUACCGUGAUUUUCUUUGAACGAUAUUAUCGAUGACGUGCUGUGGAUCGAUUUACGAGGAUAAAAAGGUGUUGCAUGCUGCGUGCUAGGGCAAAAAACAAGAGUUUUUAUUGUCACAUUUUAACCAUCGAGGUGGGCUGCACCGACAAGACUGUGGACGUUCCUAGAUUGGCGAUGAAAAUAGAAACAUCACAGGACAUGACAUAAAUAUUAAUAUAAAAACAUACGGGAACAAACGGCAUCAUGAAGAAUCUCGCGCCGUAGUCGCCACUUGCAAUGUUAGUCACACAGACACCCUCCUCGACGGACAAUCUGCCGAAUAUGCUGCCGGUACUCGAGGAGGAGGCGGAUGUCGAUGUUGACGAUGCUUUCCCGCCACACGUUGACGCGACGAACAUCAUCAUACAACCGGAGUCGCCCACCAGCAAGAAGCAGGCACUGAAAACCUUCAACGAGGUCAACGCGCUCCUCCAGGCCGGCAGGAAAAGGGAGGCUAAGUUGAUCAUAAGGGAAAAUGCAUGGCCAUUGAACAACGGGAUCAGGACGCAGUUGUGGCCAGCCCUUUGCCAGCAACACGCACAUGGGAAGAAUAUGCUUGAUGGAUUCUAUUGGGACAUGGUCAAUCAAGUGUUUGGAACUACAGAACUGCCGGAAAAAUCAAUCAUGUUACCACCAUUCGUGGACAGUACUCAUUGCCUGUCGUACCACCUGACGAGAAAAGGCAGGUGCGUUGCGGACAGGGUUGUAUCUGUGCUGGGAUACGCUUGUCCCGAUAUUACCUACAGUCCUUCUCUUUAUCCCAUCACAGCUCUUCUUCUUCACUUUAUGCCAGAGGAGGAGUGUUAUCAUUGCAUGGCCAGUUUGGUUGCCGCUAAGGAUAAGAUGUUCAUCACACAAACGAAGCUCCUUUACGAAGUUACCUGGAAAACUGUGGAACAAAUUACGAAAAAGCACGUGAAAUCGGCAGCGGUACAUUUAGCGAGGCAUUGUUCUGGAUCAAGAGCAGAAAGAAUUUAUAUGGAUUGGAUGUGGUGGAUUCUUCAACUUCUUCCUUUCCAACAUCUAGUCAGAGUUAUGGAUUGUUUUCUUCAUGAAGGCAUUAAGGUAUUCUAUCGAGUAGCAAUGGCAAUAGUUUUAUUAUUCUAUAAACAUUCAUCGUUGCAAAAUUCUGAAUGGAUGAACGAAAUUUCGAAGAAUGGAAUUGAUGCUGCACUUUCAAAAUUUUGCAGGCAAAUACCGGUAACGUCAGCUAAAUUUUUACGUACCGCAUUUGGAAUACGUGGACUUAGUUCAGCAUACAUAUCAAGAGUAUUUUUGCGCACAGAAAUGGCUCUAAAAAGUAAAAGUGUUUUAACGGGAUCCAGAUCAUUGGCAAGAUCACGAUCCACAGACAAUCUGCCGACGAGCCAAUCUCAAGUCAACAUUCAGAUGAUGUCACACACGCUCACGAUACGAGAAGGUGCACACAGUCCUGGACCGCGUGCUCUGUCAAUGGGCGUUUAUCCCAUACAAAGCAUAUGCUCCCAGAUUCUAGACAUGCCUGAUUUAUUUACGUUAUGGUCUUGGUUGCCUAUGCGGAUCACUAUGUAUCAACCAAUUCUAUUGUAUACAACAGAAGAGCACGGUUGUUCUUUAACAACAUUUUACGUAAGAGUAGAGCAACAUGAACCAACCUUAUUGAUGAUAAAAACAUGUAAUAAUGAAGUAUUUGGUGCGUAUUGCUCCACGAGAUGGUGUGAACGUAAUAUGAAAAAUGAUAAAGGACAAAGGCAAGCUUAUUUUGGAACAGGUGAAACGUUCUUAUUUAGUUUAUAUCCUGAACGAGCAAAAUAUCCUUGGGUGGGUAUGGAUUCUUCGCACAAUGAUCCUAAAGUUCAUCAUUCAGCUGAAUUAUUUAUGGCGGCAGAUUCCAAAAUGAUAACAAUUGGCGGAGGAGAUGGUCAAGCAAUCUGGAUGGAUGAAAAUAUAAGAUUCGGAAAAACAGAUCGGUGCUCUACAUUCAAUAAUCCACCUCUCUGUGCCAGCGGCGAUUUUGAGAUUAGGGUACUAGAAGUAUACGGAUUUGCCGGUGCUUGAACAGAAGACAGAACUUGGCACUACAACGUAUCAGCAUACUUGAUUUCCUACUGCCAUUUAACGACUCUCUUCUAUAUAUAUAUAUAGAAUUGAAGAAUAUUAUGUACAAGUUUCAUAUAUGCGCAAAAUUACCGUGUUUUUCCAGUCGCGGUAUUUAUGAUGCAUCUUCAGUCGUUUGCGGAGUACUAGUAUUAUUAUAUAUGCAUGUUUCGUUGUUGAGGCGCUAUAAGAGGUUCUGUACCGAUUGAGAUUAUAUAGAUUUAUCUCCUUCGUUUUAUUACGCUUGUUCGAUUAUUUGUCUCGACAUUUGCAGACAAUUCCUACGUUCAUUGCGAGUUUAUUCUCAGAUAGAGAAUAAUAUGACACAAAAUGGUUGCUAACGCAUAGAUUAUAGCCUGCGACGUAAUGAACAUCGACAAUAAUCAACGUUGAGUCAUCUUUUGUUAUGUUAGAAAUUUAAUAUCUAAUAUGUACAUAUGUAAGAAAUGAUUGGUUAUUUACAUGAAUACUUAAUAUUCAUUGGACCAGAUGCUAUCAUUAUAUAUAUUUAUAUAUUUGUGUAUAUACGUACAUAUACCUAUAUAUACAUAUACUGCAAAUUAAUUUCAUCGAAUCUAUUGUUAAUCUUCUAAUUUGACAGUAAUGCUCGUACACGUAUGUGUUAUGCCUUGCAAUGUUUAUUUACUUUAGUAUUGUUAUGGCUUGCUUAAUCAGUUGUUGAAUGUAUGUAAGUGCAAACAAACGGAAGGAAAGAGUAUUGUUUAUACGUUAUAUAUUGUGUCUGUCAUGCGUUACCGUAUACGUGUAUAUACACUGUAUACAUAUGUAUAUGUUAGUCUCUUAAUUUUUGUAAAUAUUAUAAAUAGUGCCCCUUGCGCAAAUACAUGGAACAAAAUUCAUAUACACAUAUACGUAAAUUUAGUCGAUUCAUUCUACAUUAAUAUAAACACGUAUAUAUAAUGAGAAUUUUGCGUGAAAUUACGCAUUUAUAUUAAUGUGGAAUAAAUUAACUAAUUUGUAUGUACAUUGACAUAUUGAAAAUAUGAUUAAGCAUAGAAAGAAAAGAAACGAAGAAAUAUUGAUGGCAGGGGGCGAAUGGUACUUUGAACAACGAUAAUUUUUAAUUUCUAGAAAUGAUUACAUUAAAAAAAAAAGAAAAAGAAAACAAAUUGUUGUUUAUGUCAUACGUUGAUUGACUUGUUUUCUAAAUUGAUAUACGAAAAGCCAUAGUUUUCACGUAGUAUAUUAAGGAUUAGUAUAUUUUAUAUAGAUUACGUAAAUUUAUGUCGAUAAUAGGAUAACAACUAGUACCAGUUAUAAAAAUCCAUAUAUAUAUAUAUAUAUAUAUAUAUAUAUAUAUAUAUAUAUAUAGAGAAACAAUAUGAUAUUUUUUUUUCAAUAUACUUCGGGCAUUCUGAUGACGCGUACUAGCGUUACUAUCGUUAUCCUUUGUCUCACUUUGUGAUCAAAUCUGUAUCGGUAUCGUACGAUACAUGAUUAACUCUUAGAGUACCUGCUUCUGUGUUUAAUUUCUUGUUACUUUUUUUUCUUUUUUUCUUUUUUUUUUUUUUCUUUUCUUUUCUCUCGUUUUUUUUUUUUUUUUUUUUUUUGAAUGAAAGGAAAAGUCGAAGAAUGAAAUUGAAUGCAUGGGAAAACUAAAGGUGUCGAUUUUAGAUUCCUUGGUUGUGAUGUAGAAGUGGCUGGCACCACUUUUGUCCAAGUGACAAUAUUUACUAAUUAUAUAACGUUUGCAUAGGAGGAUCAUGUAUCUUUCACCCCCCGUCAUGUCAUCGACUGUAAAAUAACAUAACAUGGAAAAUGUUGUGCUAUUAUGGCUAUGCGUUAUUAAAGUCAUUGAAUUAUUAGAAGAAGCGCUCUAAAGAGAAGAGCUUAAAUUGAAAUGCUCUGUACAUCGGCUGAGUCACCUCCUUUGAUUUUUAUAACAUAGUCAAUCAUGUUAGUUAGUUUUUUUCAUAUCGACUUUUAUAAAAUCAAAGCGUAAAUAAAAAAUGAGAAAGCAACAUAACAAAGAACGAUCAACAAACGUUAUAUACCAAGAUAUUGAACUUAAUUUCAAAUAUAACCAGUGUUAUAAUAUCGAAUUUAGCUAUUCAAUUGUUUUCUGAGAUUUAUAUAAUAUCAACGACAUAGCUCAUAACAAAAAAAAAAAAAAAAAAAAAAAAAAUAGCGAAUUAUGUUCACUUUUUAAACAUUUUAUAAAUCUACGAUAGUAUUCUCGUAUGUCAUGUGAAGUAAAAAAAAAAAAAAAAAAUAUAUAUUGCUGAUCUCAAUAAAAAAGCUGUACUACGAUAAGAUAGCGCAAAAAUAUGUGAAAUACACAUUAAGACAGAAAUCAGGUCAUUGAAACAAUUGAGUAACUCGACUUAAAUAUAAAAAAUAUCAUUUUGAAAGAUAUAUUUAGGACAAUUGAUUGUGUGUAAUUUUAAAGACAUAUAAGUAAUUACAUUUCAGAUAUGUGAAAUGUGAAAGGCGUCACAACUGGAAAAAAAGAAUUAAGCAAUCGACAGAAUUUAAUCUUAUAAAACACGAUACGAGUAAAUGUGCAUUUUGUACAUGAGAAUAGUUAAAGAAAAGGAAAUCUGCAUGUAUAGAUAUGUUUCAUAUAAUUAAAUUAUUGCAUUAUUAAUUUAUAUUUAUAUAAAUCAUAUACAAUCCAUAUAUUAAUUGUUCAAAUCAAAGUUUGUGUUUCUACAUUAAUCCUUUUCUUAACUGUUCCAAGAUUCUUACCAGAAUUAAUGGUUGCAAUUGUUGCUAGUAUAAUUAUUUUUUGUGAAAUUAUAGUUGCGUGAUUGAAUGAAUGAAUAUUUAUUUAUUGUGUACUCGUGAUCGAGAGAAAGAUGAUAAUGUGCUGACAAUGAAAAGUAUUAUUAUUCAAAGUUUCUAACGUAGCACAGCAUAACAUAAAUUUACGUUAGAAAGUAAUAUAUAUAUACAUGUAUAUAUAUAUAUAUGUAUAUAUAUAUAUAUGUAUAUGUAUAUGUAUAUAUAUAUAUACACAUAUUUUACGUAUAUACGUACAUACAUACAUAUAUAUAUAAAUAUAAAUAUGCCUAUAAAAUGAUGAGAAAAGGAAAAUAAAUGUAACUGAAUGGAGUGUUUUCAAGCUUUCCGCAGUGUUGUUAUACUAUACAUAUAUAUAUAUAUAUAUAAUGUAAGUUGUACUAUUUCCGAAGAAAAUUGUUGCCUCUCGAUGCUACUUUAUCAUAUCACCGUUGUGAAUAGAAUAUUGUUAUACGAAUUUAUCAUCCCACUUAUUGUUCCUUCUAUUUUAAGAAGGAUAUUUCAUGUGACAUUCUUUAUUAUACAAAUAUACUGCAUGUGAUCCCAAUAUGUAAAACUAAA
Molecule: messenger RNA, 5787 nt
Organism: Apis mellifera (honey bee)
Lineage: Eukaryota; Metazoa; Arthropoda; Insecta; Hymenoptera; Apidae
Gene: sky
Product: TBC1 domain family member 24
Exons: 11
Coding region: 625-2424 (599 amino acids)
Source: RefSeq, a predicted model, not a curated record